GCCCCGAGAGCCUCGGUGACUCCAACGGCACCUGACGGGUUCGAUUCCCGCCUCGGGCACCUCCCCUUCCGACUCAGCCUUAGUUUCCUCAUCUGUGUCAUGGAGAAUGAUGGCUGCUGGGAGGAGGUGGGGGCAGGGAUUGGGAAGUAGACGCCCCAGUGCCGGACCCUCGGAGGGACAUGAUGGCCCUUCCCCUCCUGGGGCCGACUGGGGGUGCUGCCGGCCAGCCUGGCCCUCGGAGGAGCCCCCACGGGCCCCGCUAUGGGCGAGAGGCGCAGCCGGCUGCCAGAGGCCGGUGGGCGAGGACGCCAUGGGGACGGGCAGGGCCUCCUCCGGCCCCCGUGUGGGCGGCGGGCGCCGACGUGACUCAUGGCCUCACCCGCCGGGCUGGCCUCUGAAGUGGCGGGCCCCCAGCCGCGGUGUCACUCCUGCCGGCCCCCGUAACCCAGCCAGUUCUCCUGCUGCCGCCUCAUUCCAGGCGUGACCCCGCACCUGACGGCUGUGCUCCUCCCCACCUGCCUCCGGGAGGCCGGGGCCCGGCGGGAUGUGGGCCUCCCACCCUUGGCCUUCCUCCGCUCAGCUCCAGCCGGGGGGGCCGACCCCAGGGCCCCCGGCCUCAGCCCUGCCACCGCCUCCGGGGAGGGGGCCCGUCCCAUCCUAGUCGUCUCAGGCCCACGAAACAUGAGCAAGAAUCCCAAGGAAAUGGUCCCGCUGAUGGGCAAGAAGACCGGCACCCCCAGUGCAGCCCCCGUGUGCCCGCUGGAGAGGAGGCCCGCCGAGGUCACCCCCACCAAGAAAAGCGCCCACUUCUUUCUUGAAAUUGAAGGCUUCGAACCCAACCCGGCCGCCAACAAACCUUCUCCUCCCAUCUUCCCCAAGCCCAUGGACUCCAACAUCCGCCAAUGCAACCCCGGGCACUGCGAUGACAUGGAUUCUCCCCAGUCCCCUCAGGACGACAUCACGGAGACGCCCUCAAAUCCCAACAGCCCAUGCGUCAGUCUAGCCAAGGAGGAGCAGAAGAGGAACAGAAAGAGGCUGAAGAAGCGCCUCUUCGCGGCGGCAGCGGAGGGCAGCGUGGAGGAGCUGAGCGUGCUGCUCACGGAGCUCUGGGAGCUGGCCAGGAGGCGCAGGACCAUGGACCCGAUGGACUACCUGAUGCACAAGCUCACAGCCUCCGACACUGGGAAGACGUGUCUCAUGAAGGCCCUGCUGAACAUCAACCCCAACACCGAGGAAGUCGUCAGAACCCUGCUCACCUUUGCUGAAGAAAAUGGCAUUUUGGAGCAGUUCAUCAAUGCGGAGUACACAGAGGAAGCCUACAGAGGACAGACGGCCUUGAACAUCGCCAUUGAGCGCAGGCAGGUGGCCAUCACCAAGACCCUGAUCGAUAACGGGGCUGAUGUCAACGCCCACGCCAAAGGUUUAUUCUUUAACCCCAAGCACAAGCACGAAGGCUUCUACUUUGGUGAGACGCCCCUGGCCCUGGCUGCCUGCACCAACCAGCCCGAGAUCGUCCAGCUGCUGAUGGACAACGAGAAGACGGACAUCGCCUCCCAGGACUCGCAGGGAAACAACAUCCUGCACGCGCUGGUGACCGUGGCCGAGGACUGCCGGACGCAGAACGACUUUGUCAAGGAGAUGUAUGACAUGAUCCUCCUGAGAAGCGAGGACCCGGAGCUGGAGACUGCGCAGAACAACGAUGGCCUGACGCCGCUCCAGCUCGCCGCCAAGACGGGCAAGUCAGAGAUCCUCAAGUACAUCCUGAGCCGGGAGAUCAAGGAAAAGCCCCACCGGAGCCUGUCGAGGAAGUUCACGGACUGGGCUUAUGGACCCGUCUCGUCCUCCCUGUACGACCUCACGGAUGUGGACACCACCACGGACAACUCGGUGCUGGAGAUCAUCGUGUACAACACCAACAUCGACAACCGCCAUGAGAUGCUGACCCUGGAGCCCCUGCACACGCUGCUGCGAAUGAAAUGGAAGAAGUUUGCGAAAUACAUGUUCUUCACGUCCUUCUGCUUCUAUUUCUUUUAUAAUAUCACCCUGACCCUGGUCUCUUACUAUCGGCCACGGGAGGAGGAGGGACGGGGGCUCUCCGCCGGCCCGGAGUCCGGCCUGAACAAGAGCGCACUGCCGCACCCCCUGGCCCUGACGCACAAGAUGGGGUGGCUGCAGCUCAUCGGCAGGAUGUUCGUGCUGAUCUGGGCCACGUGUAUCUCUGUGAAAGAGGGCAUUGCUAUCUUCCUGCUGAGGCCCUCGGACCUGCAGUCCAUCCUCUCGGAUGCCUGGUUCCACUUUGCAUUCUUCAUCCAGGCUGUGCUCGUGAUCCUGUCGGUCUUCUUGUACCUGUUUGCCUACAAAGCGUACCUGGCCUGCCUGGUGCUGGCCAUGGCUCUGGGCUGGGCCAACAUGCUUUAUUACACGCGGGGCUUCCAGUCCAUGGGCAUGUACAGCGUCAUGAUCCAGAAGGUCAUCUUGCACGACGUCCUGAAGUUUCUCUUUGUGUACAUCGUGUUCUUACUUGGGUUCGGCGUGGCCCUCGCCUCCCUCAUUGAGAAGUGCCCGGACAGCAAAGGGGAGUGCAGCUCGUACGGAAGCUUCAGCGACGCGGUGCUCGAGCUCUUCAAGCUCACCAUCGGCCUGGGCGACCUCAACAUCCAGCAGAACUCCAAGUACCCCAUCCUCUUCCUCUUCCUGCUCAUCACCUACGUCAUCCUGACCUUCGUCCUCCUCCUCAACAUGCUGAUCGCCCUGAUGGGGGAGACCGUGGAGAACAUCUCCAAGGAGAGCGAGCGGAUCUGGCGGCUCCAGAGAGCCAGGACCAUUCUGGAAUUUGAGAAACUGCUGCCUGAGUGGCUGCGCUGCAAGUUCCGCAUGGGAGAGCUCUGCAAGGUGGCCCAGGAAGACUUCAGGCUGUGCUUGAGAAUAAAUGAAGUGAAAUGGACAGAAUGGAAAACGCACGUCUCCUUUAUCAGUGAGGACCCCGGGCCCGGCCGCAGCCUAGGUACUGGCCCGAUGGGCACUGGGGGCCAGGGCUCAGGCCCAUGGGGGGCCCGGGGGCAGGGACCUGCCGAGUCUCCAAAUGAGCCCAACUUUGAGUGCUCCUUUUAG
Sarcophilus harrisii (Tasmanian devil) is the source of this 3111-nucleotide messenger RNA. Its product is annotated as transient receptor potential cation channel subfamily V member 3. The record is from RefSeq and is a predicted model, not a curated record. Gene Ontology annotation, biological process: calcium ion import across plasma membrane. The coding region runs from base 682 to 3111 and encodes 809 amino acids. The transcript has 17 exons. NCBI's taxonomy places the organism in Eukaryota, Metazoa, Chordata, Mammalia, Dasyuromorphia, Dasyuridae. Gene Ontology annotation, cellular component: membrane. Gene Ontology annotation, molecular function: calcium channel activity; protein binding.